AUGGCACUCGCGAAUCACGGCGCUUCAAUACCGGAUCUCAUCGCCAUGGGAGAUGAGCAGGAGAAUGUCACUGACUGGCAACGACGAUGCGGGAUCAACAAGGACAGUCAGAUUCGUUUAGUGAAGCUCACACAUAUGCGUUAUCAACACCCUGAUCUAGACCAGAUAACGACCUUCCUGCAAGGUGGUGGCUUUCUUGUUACACUGACGGAUCCUGAAGAGUUUCCAGUGAAUUUGAUGUUCGGGCAAAAGCCCGCAGAAAAGGGUGCCAUUCCAGAGAAGCUCACUAUUAACUACGAAGAAGAAAAGCCCCGAAUCCGGAAGUUCCAGGGAUUUACUCCUGGUCCAGCGGCUGUACACAAACUGGGCCACUUUGGGCUAUGCACGGGGAAGUUCGAAGAACUGGUCCACUUCUAUACUACGACAUUCAAUAUUGUACCGACUGAUUUUCUUUACGUGGAGAAGGAUGGCCGGAGGAAGAAUGUUGCAUUAUUCGCACAUAUUGACCGUGGCGAUGAUUAUGUGGACCAUCACAGUUUUUUUAUGAGCACAAAUGCCAGCAGUCAUGUACAUCACUGCUCGUUUGAAGUCCAUGACUUUGAUACUCAGAAGCUGGGGCACCAGUGGCUCACUGAUAAGAAGUAUAAGUCUGUGUGGGGCGUUGGACGCCAUAUCCUUGGAUCUCAAAUCUUUGAUUACUGGUGGGAUACAACAGGAAACAUGAUAGAGAAUUAUACAGAUGGAGAUCUGGUGAACAAUCAGACUCCAAUUGGUUAUGGACCGGCUGGAGAUGAGUCCCUAGCUGUCUGGGGACCUGAGGUGCCAGCUUGGUUCUUGAAAUAG
Molecule: messenger RNA, 843 nt
Organism: Aspergillus oryzae RIB40
Lineage: Eukaryota; Fungi; Ascomycota; Eurotiomycetes; Eurotiales; Aspergillaceae
Product: VOC family protein
Exons: 3
Coding region: 1-843 (280 amino acids)
Biological process (GO): L-methylmalonyl-CoA metabolic process
Cellular component (GO): mitochondrion
Molecular function (GO): methylmalonyl-CoA epimerase activity
Source: RefSeq, a predicted model, not a curated record